Trichophyton benhamiae CBS 112371 is the source of this 1101-nucleotide messenger RNA. RefSeq lists its product as uncharacterized. The coding region runs from base 1 to 1101 and encodes 366 amino acids. Lineage: Eukaryota; Fungi; Ascomycota; Eurotiomycetes; Onygenales; Arthrodermataceae. The record is from RefSeq and is a predicted model, not a curated record. The transcript has 3 exons.
AUGGACCUUCUCGGUCUGCUGGGUACCAUUGGACACGAGGUUGAAGACGCAGAAGACGAUGCCUUUAUCCAAUUUUCACACCCUAUACCCUCGAGUAACUUGGGCUUUGUUGAUCCUCGAUCAAACACUGUCGAGCUCACCGUUGGCGGAGAAGAGCUGACCAUCCGCCAAUCGCCAACCAUCUUAUCCUCGAAGAGAACAGGCGGAACUACAGGUGCUGGUACGUACAUACCCAUAUAUCCAUUACCGUUACAUCUAUCUAGUGGAUGGUUGGGAUGGGAUGUUCGAGCAAUUAUUAUUCUCUGGCAAGUUACUCCCAAACUAGCAGAAUGGCUCUGCAAGAAGGACAACCCCCUUUGGAAAUCAUCCGUUUUGAAUUCGGAAUCGGCCGUCGUCGAGCUGGGAUGCGGUACUUCGGCGGUGCUGGCGGUAUCCCUUGGACCGAAAGUAGGGUGUUACGCCGCGACUGAUCAAGAGUAUGUUCGGAAGCUGUUCAAUGAGAACCUGCAUACGAAUGGGAAGAUGGAUUCUUCGUCUUCGCAUGCAGGUUCAAUGGGCAAUAGAUCUGGCAAAAGGGUUGAGCGAAAGGGUGGUAAACAUCACCAUCACCAUCAUCACCACCGGCCAGAACGUGAACGGCGAAACAGCCCUGCUCGUCGAGGAGAUGAUGGAAGUGGUUCCGGCGACUAUAGCGGCGGUGGAGUGCCGGAGAAGAUCAAAUUUGUCCCGUUGGAUUGGGAGUUGGAUUCGCCUGAUAUGCUGAAACGUUCGAUCGGCGCUGACGUUGCCGAAGAUGACCCCGGCUUCGACCUACUGGUUGCAUGCGAUUGUAUAUACAACGAUGCAUUGAUUGCUCCGUUCGUGGCGACGUGUGCUGAUAUAUGUCGCUUGCGCCCGUCAGUGGGCGAGGAACGGCCCGAGAGACCUACGCUGUGCGUUGUUGGCCAGCAGUUGCGGUCUCAUGAGGUGUUUGAGGGGUGGAUGAGAGAAGCCUUGCAGGAGUUUCGGGUAUGGAGGGUGAAGGAUGAAGUCGUUGGGUCUACACUGGCUUCUGGAACGGGGUAUACGGUGCAUAUAUUGCUUUUGAAAGGCGGAAACUAG